Messenger RNA from Postia placenta MAD-698-R-SB12, 1235 nucleotides. RefSeq lists its product as hypothetical. The coding region runs from base 1 to 1170 and encodes 389 amino acids. The record is from RefSeq and is a predicted model, not a curated record. Lineage: Eukaryota; Fungi; Basidiomycota; Agaricomycetes; Polyporales; Adustoporiaceae. The transcript has 7 exons.
AUGGGCUCCCUUGACUUAGGUUUUCAACACUCUCCUGUAGAGCUUAUCUUCUUGGGCACCGGAACAUCAUCAACUAUUCCGCACGUAGAUUGCUUGACUGCGCCCCCGAGCUCAAAGCCGUGUCGUACUUGUCUCUCGACGCUUACGCCAGAAGGAAAGAAGAACAUCAGGCGCAAUACCUCGGCCGUCGUCAAACUCCGUGGCCGGAACUCUGAGGAUGUAACCAUUGUCAUAGACGUCGGCAAGAGCUUUCAGCCUGCCGCUGUAGAGUGGUUCCCCAAGCACGGCUUACGGCGCAUAGACGCUGUUCUGAUUACACAUGCGCAUGCCGAUGCCAUGAAUGGAUUAGACGACCUACGCGGAUGGACACUCCACGGUGCUAUACAACCAUAUAUAGACGUAUAUGUCUCAAUGUCAACCUUCAAGGAAGUCCAGCGGGCUUUCCCGUAUCUUGUGUCGAAACAGUACGCGUCUGGUGGCGGUGAUGUCCCUGAAUUCAAAUGGCACAUCAUCGAAGAUCGCGUGCCAUUCGAAAUCGGUGAUACUGGGGUUCAGAUUACUCCAUUCGCAGUUCACCACGGCCGCAUAUUCACCCCUGCACCUCCGGUUGGGGAUAUCUCAAUAAGUCCGUUUUCAUUGUCGCCGUCAUCCACGAAUGCGUCAACCCCCGAUGUGCCUGGCUCCCCCGUUCAUGCUGCGACCAUUCCCACGGAAUCUGCCAUCAAGCACGUUCGGCCGUACCUGUGCUUUGGAUUCGUAAUUCAGGACGCCAUAACCUAUCUCUCUGAUGUUUCCCACAUUCCGGAGGAUGUAUGGGCGAUGUUUGAGUCUAAACCGGUUGUCCCACCGGUUUUCGUGCUCGACUGCCUGCGCGUCCCUACCCACCCAUCACAUCUUAGCGUAACUGAGGCGAUGUCGGUAGCGAGGCGCAUGAAGGCGGACAAGACGUAUUUGCUCGGGUUCAGUCACGAGUUGUCACACGAUGACUAUGUCGCCAUAGGAGAGGCCGCUGGAGGGACAGGGCUGAGUAAACGCGGACAAGAAUUAAUCUCGCAACAUGGCCUGCAAUCCGUGCACGAGGGUCAGCCGAUCUGGAUUCGGCCUGCCUUUGACGGACUGCGAGUUUCUGUUACCCAGGAUGGACAGGUGCGGGAUGCGGAAUACAAAUGAGGAUCUACAGAACCAUUCAUUAUGGCCCUUCGAAUACACGUUCAAAAGGCAUCUCUGUUACUGUA